AUGCCGAAGAAAGUGCAAAGUGAGCCCGCUUUACCAAGCUUAGCAGCAUCGAAUUCGGACAAUAUCGCAUCGGCGAUUGUCGAUGAUGACGACACAACUGUUGGCGGUGAAAAUGGUAACGGUUCUGUCAAUAGUAAUGGCAAUGGCAAUGGCAAUGGAAGCAACGGACCAUUCUAUGCAUCAUCAUCAUCCAACACUAGUCAAUCUUCAAUACCGAACUCACCACUUUUACACAGAAGUGACUCGAUGACAUCGGUCCCCUUCUUGGACAUGUCCAAGCUAAUGUUUGCCAACGACUUCGACUUUGGGUUCGACUUGAAUGGAGUCAGAAACAAGACUAGAGGUCGAAUGAACAGUAUCAAGAAGAAAACAAAGGAAACGUUCAAUAUAUACAACAAGAAGGGCAAUAUUGAAUUGGACAAGCUACAGGAAAUCUUGAACCAGAGACUCGUCAAGUUCGAUGAGCGGAUACACAAGAACCUAACAAGCUCGAGCACGGAAAAGCUAUUUUACGCCCUAAGUGUGUUUCUAAUUGCCUGUGCUGGAUUUGUUAUUGGCAAAUAUCCCGAAUUUUUUCCUCAUUUCCACACUGCAAUAUUCAUCGUGUUGAUGCCUAUUCGGUUCUAUACUUAUUUCAAGCAAUCUUUCCAAUACUACUUGGCCGACUUGUGCUACUAUGUCAAUUUGCUAUUGAUGUUGUUCAUUUGGGUGUUUCCCCAAUCGCCAACCUUGUUUGUCUCGGUUUUCUCCUUGUCGUUGGGAACUUUGUCGUGGGCCGUGAUUACUUGGAGAAACUCGUUGGUGCUCCAUUCGGUUGAAAAGACAACUUCGUCGUUUAUACACGUGAUGCCACCGGUAACCAUGUUUGUCAUGGUUCAUGAACUCGACCCUGAGUACCAGCGGGAGAGGUACCCCGGUAUUGCCGCGAUUGAUAGAUGGAGCUUUGCCACCAGUUUAAUCAUCACUUCUGUCUACUACACAAUCUGGCAAGUGAGCUAUCACUAUUUCAUCACCAUUAGGCGUAAAGAUGAGAUUGAAAAGGGGAAAGUGACAUCUUUCUCCUAUUUAAAGAAGAAGAACAAGUCUACUCCCUUGGGCAGAUUUGUCAAUGGCUUGCCAUAUUUGUGGAUGCAGACGCUUGCAUUCACCAUGAUCCAAUUUGGCUAUCAAUUGCUUACAAUGUUGCCGUGUCCCAUUUGGUUCACUUAUAAACACGCGUGCGGCACGUUUGUUUGCUUUAUUUUCAUCUGGGCUAGUUACAACGGCGCCACUUGGUACAUUGAUGUUUUUGGUAAACGCUUGGAGAAGGAAGUUGACAAGUUGAAAAGGGAAGUUGGCAAAUUACAACAGGAGAAUGAGAAACUACAGUUUUCUCCUGUUAAUAAACCUCAAGUGUCCGCUGAUGAUGUUAAAUUUGACGAUUUGAAUGGCGGAUUGAAGAAAGACGAGGACAAGGACGAGAACGAGAACGAGGACGAGAACAACGACACUAUCAAGGCUACUACUACUUUUGAGGAGGUGCCAAACAAAGUAACUGCAAAGCAGAAACUGGAAUCCGAAGCUUCUGGGGCGUCUGAAGCAUCCACAGAGCCUGAAGAGUCCGUGGAGUCAAGCGUAAACUCCGAAGAAAAAAAUAUCAAUCCAGUCAAAGCAGUUGGUGAAAGCCUUAAACCCAUCAUAGAGCCCACUCCAUGA
This is a messenger RNA of Lodderomyces beijingensis, 1695 nucleotides long. The record is from the annotation of a GenBank genome assembly. Lineage: Eukaryota; Fungi; Ascomycota; Pichiomycetes; Serinales; Debaryomycetaceae.